Messenger RNA from Gregarina niphandrodes, 489 nucleotides. RefSeq names its product Tat-binding protein 1(TBP-1)-interacting (TBPIP) protein. The transcript has a single exon. The coding region runs from base 1 to 489 and encodes 162 amino acids. Gene Ontology annotation, molecular function: double-stranded DNA binding; recombinase activator activity. Gene Ontology annotation, cellular component: condensed nuclear chromosome; DNA recombinase auxiliary factor complex. Gene Ontology annotation, biological process: meiotic joint molecule formation; meiotic strand invasion involved in reciprocal meiotic recombination; homologous chromosome pairing at meiosis. The record is from RefSeq and is a predicted model, not a curated record. NCBI's taxonomy places the organism in Eukaryota, Apicomplexa, Conoidasida, Eugregarinorida, Gregarinidae.
AUGUUACACGAUAUGUUACAGAUGCGUCCUUACAACGUCCAGAACGUGGUGGAUAAUCUAAGGGGGCGAUUCUCCAAAAAGGUUGUGCUCCAGACGCUCACCGAGCUUGCAGACGACGGAUUGAUUGAGCGGAAGAUGUAUGGCAAAGUAGCCAUGUUUGUUGCUCUGCGACCGGGGAAAGGUGAGUCCCCCCAAAUAGAUCCGGCAGAAGAAAUGGAGCUCGAGAGUCUUCGAGACCGCAAAGCAGCACUGGAACAUCAAGUGCAAAUGCUGCGGAAAAUUGAACGGCAAAACCGUGUGGAUCCAGCCAUCAUUCUCCGCUCGCUGCGGGCACGUGUCCAAGCUUUAGACGAAAACCUUCGAGCUGUGAAGGCCCAGCUAGCAAAUGAGUUUCCUGACGUGGAAUUGGCAAGACUCCUCGCCUUGAAUGAAAAGUACACCAAGUUACAAUCCAUACGCGCGGCACUGACGCCGCCAGCGGAGCCCUAA